This is a messenger RNA of Danio aesculapii, 5724 nucleotides long. RefSeq names its product milk fat globule EGF and factor V/VIII domain containing b (gene mfge8b). Lineage: Eukaryota; Metazoa; Chordata; Actinopteri; Cypriniformes; Danionidae. Gene Ontology annotation, molecular function: calcium ion binding. The record is from RefSeq and is a predicted model, not a curated record. The coding region runs from base 115 to 1554 and encodes 479 amino acids. The transcript is spliced from 10 exons.
CAUAUUGUCCCUCUCGCCUCUAAUCUUGCCUGUAGUCAUAACGGCGCAACGGAUUCACACCGAACGACUCUUGAGACCGACGAGAAGUUCAUUGAAGAACUACAUUUCGACACAAUGAGAACUUUAUCACGCUUGUUUGCUAGUUUCCCACUUCUUGCUGCGUGUUUUCUGGCUGUUUCUGUCUCCACAGCGAGCGCCGACUUCUGCAAGGUAAAUGUGUGUUUGAACGGAGGUACCUGUGUGACCGGAGCAGGAACAGAUUCCUACAUCUGCAUUUGUGCUGACGGCUUUACUGGAAACACCUGCAACGAGACUCAGAUUGGCCCCUGCAACCCAAACCCCUGUAAAAACGAUGGAGUGUGCGAUAUCAUUUCCAACUCUCGGCGAGGAGACGUUUUCAGCGAAUACAUCUGCAAGUGUCCAGUGGGCUUCGAGGGAAUCCACUGCCAGAACAAUGUGAACGACUGUGCUGGUCAGCCCUGUCUAAACGGAGGCACCUGUCAAGAUCUUGAUGGUGACUUCAACUGUAAAUGUCCCUCGCCCUAUGUAGGAAAACACUGCAAUCUGCGAUGCAUCUCUCUGCUGGGAAUGGAAGGAGGAGGCAUCGCUGAGUCUCAGAUCUCUGCGUCUUCAGUGUACUAUGGCAUUCUGGGACUGCAGCGCUGGGGGCCCGAGUUGGCUCGACUUAAUAACAAGGGACUUGUUAAUGCUUGGACCUCUGCAACGCAUGACAAAAACCCCUGGAUUGAGGUCAACCUGCAGAGGAAGAUGCGCUUCACUGGCAUCAUUACCCAGGGUGCCAGUCGCAUGGGCACAGCCGAGUUCAUCAAAGCCUUCAAGGUGGCAUCCAGUUUGGAUGGACGAACCUACACCAUGUACAGACCUGAGGGCCAGAGCAAAGAUAUGAUUUUUGUUGGAAAUAUGGACAAUGAUGGGACAAAGACGAAUUUGUUCGAGCCUCCAAUCAUCGCUCAGUUCCUCCGGAUUGUUCCUGUGGUGUGCCGUAAAGCCUGUACUCUAAGAAUGGAGCUGGUUGGCUGUGAACUCAACGUGUAUUUGAACACGACAGGUUGCUCCGAGCCGCUCGGCGUCAAGUCUCGACUCAUCAGUGACCGGCAGAUGACAUCAUCCAGCGCUUUCCGCACCUGGGGCAUCGAGGCCUUCACCUGGCACCCGCAUUAUGCCCGUCUGGACAAACAGGGCAAGACCAACGCCUGGACGGCAGCUACUAACAACCGCUCCGAGUGGCUGCAGGUGGAUCUGCUCAGACCAAAGCGCAUCACAGGAAUCAUCACACAAGGAGCCAAAGACUUCGGCAAUGUGCAGUUUGUAUCGGCUUAUAAAGUGGCUCACAGUGACGACGGCCAAUACUGGACAAUACUCAAAGACAACAAGACCAAAACAGACAAGAUCUUCCCUGGCAACAGUGACAACAACGUGCACAAAAAGAAUGUGUUCGACCCGCCCUUCUACGCGCGAUUCGUCCGCGUGCUGCCGUGGGCGUGGCAUGAGCGCAUCACUCUGCGAAUGGAGCUGCUGGGCUGCGACGAGUAAACCCCGCCCACUUCUCGCUCAGCCUCUCCUCUCUAUUUCUCCUUCUCCCUCUUUAUACUUCCCUUCAUUCCUUCUUUCCUCAAAACACACCUGCACUGCCUCACUCUCAGCAACAGAGGGCACCAUCACCACACGAGCCAAACCACCACCAACAACACACUAAGCUCAAACCCACAGCGUCUGCCAGCCUUUCAAAAACAAUUCAUUACUUAUAUACAGUGUUCUCCGCUAAUAUUGGCAGUUUUGGUAAGUAAAACGAUAUUUAAAAAUAUAUAUUUAUACAUAUUGGCAUUGGUAAAUAUGAGCAAAGAAAGCUAGGGUGAAAAUGAGUGAGUUUGUCUUUAUAUUACCUCAUAUUUAUAUAUAAAAGGUUAAAUAUCACUGUGAAUAUACUUAUUCAUUGAGGUUACAAUAAUUGUGGCACAAAAAUGUGACCCUAGACCACAAAUCCAGUCAUAAGAGUCUUUUAAGAGUUUUUUUUUUUUAUUUUAUACAUUAUUUAAAUAUAAAUAAAUUAGCUUUCCAUUGAUGUUUGGUGUGUUGAGAUAGGACAAUAUUAGGCCGUGAUACAGCUGGUAUAACAUCUACAAUCUGAGGGUUAAAAAAAUUGUAAAACCCAGUAAGUUAAGGUAACUCAAACCAUUUGAAGAAACAGAUUGCAACAAACCAUUUAAGUUUAAAAACUAAUCCUAAUGAGAACUGUGAACUGAAUCCAUUUUAAUAAAUGGAUCAGUUUAAGCACAGUAAAACCUGAUAAAUGAAGAGAACUCAAACCAACUGAGUACUGUAAAACCCAAUAAGUUAGGGCAACUCAAACCUUUUGAGGAAACCGAUUGCUACAAACCAUUUGAGUAAAAAAAAACGAAUCUAUAUGAGUACUGUGAACUUACUCCAUUUCAGUUAAAGUAAUGAAGUAUUUAAUUAACUAAAUACCUUCAACACUGAGUUAAAACUCUUGUUAAAUGAAUAUAAUUAAUUUUCAGUAAUUUUUUAGUUAACUACACAUUUCAUUUGAUCAAGUUGACUGUUGGGUUUUACAGUGUAGGAAAUCUUCAUGGAACAUUAUCUUGACUUAACAUUUGAACAAUUUUGGGGAUAAAAGAAAAUGUAUAGUUUUGUCAGGCCAGUAGCCAGCCUGAUGAAAGGGGUGGUUCUUUUUUCUCAAAAAGUUUAUUAUUAUUAUUUUUUUUUGCAGUUAUUCUCCUCAUUUUGUAUGUAUUUGUGAGGUUUAAAUGCUCCAUUCAGGGACAUUUUAAGCACUAUUUUCAGCUGGAUUGGCUUGUUGGAUGAUCAUCAAUGCCGCAAUUUUUGAUGUACCAAAAAUAUUUUCUAAAAAUUUAGAAUCAAGAAACAUGGAAAAAAUAUUUUUAAAAGACAAUUUUAUUACAUCAUAUAUCCGUAGAAAAAGAAGUGCAGCCUAUUGUCAUUUAUUAGGCAAAUAACAAACUGGCCAGCACAGCUUUCAUCAGUGAGAAUUUGGCCAUUUGAAUAAAAAACAUUUAAAACAUCAUAUAAUUAUUGUUUAGUUUCAAAUCUGAAAUUUCAUGAAUAACAACAAAAGCCUAAUUAGUAUUCAAAUUAAUUGCUUUGUACCUUUUCAUUAAUCAUUUUUUCUUUCAAGAAUAGGGUCCACGAUUUAGAAUAAAGUUACUUGUAAAAUGUUUUCUGUAUUUAACUACACAGUAGUUGACUUCAUUUACGUCACAUUUUGCUUGGUUUUUCCCCACAAUUUAUAAUGACAUAGCAGUCAAAAUAGGACAUGUAUGGGGCAAAUUCUGGACCUUUGUCGGUGGGGGGUGGGUCUUUUGAAGCACCCGACCCCCCCAUGGCUUUGGACCUGAUUUUUAUUAUAUAAAAUGUAUCUUUUUUUUGAUAAUUUGUUGAGCAAAAAAUUAAACAAAAAUACGUAUUUGCCAAAGGUGCCAAUAUUAAUGGAGGACGCAUUAUAAGUGACAAUUCACCCAAAAAUGAAAAUUCUAUCAUCAAUUAUUUGUUCCAAACCUGUUUGAGUUUCUUUCUUCUGUUGAAAAAUAAGAUGAAGAAUCUUGGAAACCAGUAACCAUUGACUUCCAUAUUGUUUUUUCUCCCAAAUAACAUUCUUCAUAUCUUUUUUUGUGUACAACUGAAGAAAGAAACGCAUAAAUGUUUGGAACCAUUUGAAGGUGAGUAAUUGGUAACGAUUGGUUUAAACUACCCCUUAUAUAUUUUUUCACCCCUAUAAGUAUUUCAGACCUACUUAUUAAACAGCCAAUCAGAAAGAAGUGAUCUUGUAAAUACCAAAAAAAGUAUCAGUUUAUUACUUUUCAUAUCAAUCAGUGUGUUAGUUUGCUUGUAAAUGCAGUUAAGCUGUUUUAUAUCCUACCGUAUGAAGUAGUUUGAAUUAGAUAAAGUCAGAAAAUAUUGUUGUGCUCUUUGCUGAUUUGUAUAUUAUGUAAUGAUAGCUAUAAUUUGAUCUGUUAGAAACAAUAUUUGCUUUAAAUCAAUUUUUUUUUACUGAACUGCCAUAUUUUAGGGAAAAUAAGUCACAGCAGGUCAAAAAUGAAUUUCUGAGAGGAAAAACAGUUGAAUAAGUGCAUAACUGAAUUGUUUUAUAAUUUAGGAAUUGACAUAAUUGUGGCUCAGUGGUUAGCACUGUCGCCUCAUAGCAGGAAGGUUGCUGGUUCGAGUUCAUACCAGCUGGGCCAAUUGGUGUUUCUGUGUGGAGUUUGCAUGGUUUUCCCAUGUUUCUCAGAGUGCUCCGGUUUCCCCCACAGUCCAAACACAUGCGCAAUCGGUGAAUUGAAUAAAGUAAAUUGUCCGUUGUGUGUGUGGGGGGAUGUAUGGGUGUUUCCCAGUACUGGGUUGCAGCUGGAAGGGCAUUCGCUGUGUAAAACAUAUGCUGUAUAAGUUGACGGUUCAUUCCACUAUGGCGACCCUUGAUAAAUAAAGGGACUAAGCCGAAGGAAAAUGAAUGAGUACACACACACGCGGGGCAUUUGAAAUCAGAUUUUUUGGAUUUACUCAAUUUAAUAUGUUUAUAAUUGUUUUUAAUUUGGUUUAGUUAGUUUUAUUCUACAAUGUUUUUAAAAAUAUAUAGUCUUGUUUUUUCCAAAAAUGACAAUUGGGCCAACUGUUUUCAUUUGUUGUGAUUAAAAAGAAAUCAGGAUUAUUCCAUCUAAUAUUGAUUUCCAAACUCUUCUGAAACUAAAACACUGAUAUUGUUAAACAUAUUUGUAAAGAAUCUAAUUAAAUAGCAUCUUGUAAACUUUCAGUUUCAAUUUUAACUUUUAUAAUAUAUAACUUUGUUAUUGUUGUUAAUUACCCUGAAGUGAUGAUAGAAAAACAGUGACUUAUUUUCCAGAAAGUACGGUAAAGCUUUUUUUACAACCUCAACUACAUAUAAAAUGUGACACUCAAUUGUCUAUUAUUAUUUGAUGAUUUUAUUUGAUUUUGGUGCCUCAGAUCUCAGGUGCAGUUGAAUCAAUUGCAGUGUGCUACUGAAUAUAUUCGAUUUUUUUUAGUAUAAUUUUAUAACACAUCAAUUCUGUUACAAACAAAAAACACCUUUAAAAGCCAAAGCGGUCUCAUAUUUCUUCUGUUAGCAAAUCUUUUUUAUAAAGGGCCACACAUUUACAGUAUAAGCUUUGACGUCCCAGUCAUAUAAUGAGAUGUAUGACGGGAGCAAAUCUAAUUUCAGGAUAAUUUCUACGGUGGCACUGAAUCUGGAAUAUGACCAUCCAAUUUCCAUAAUGUUUUUAAAAUGAUUGUAAUCCCCCCUCGGCCCCUGACGCAUCCACUCGAAUAAAUUUACACUUUUGGGCUUGUGCAAUAUGAUAUGAGUAUUAAUAUGAAUUUAAUAUUAAUGGAGCUUAAGGAGAAAAUAUACGAGCAGUAUUUUCUGUAGAGAUUUGGAGUGGUUUUCAAGGUAACAAACACUGAAGAAUAUUCUAAUAAUCCAGCAUGAUUUAGGCUGCAUGUUUGCUUUCGAUCGAGUCGUUUUCAUUGCAGUAAAGGACUUUAUUUCUAUUCAGUGUGCUUUUUUCUUUUUUGUAUUAUUUUUAAAUGCCUCACACUGUAUCACUACUCUUGUGUUCAGAUUGUUUAGAUGCAUUUCCUUGGUAUCUCUUUGAAAUAUUUUCCUCAUGUUUUCAACUGUAGAAAGAAAUAAAGAAUAUAGAUAUUUACAGUCUA